AUGGCGGACACAGUCGAGGAGAGCAAGCAAUCCAUUUCUGGAGAGGGACAGGCUGAUGCCAAUGCUUCUGUAGGAGCAAAGGGCAGUGCGGAAUCAUCGAGUAAGAAAACCGAAAGGAAGACGCCGAAGAAGCUGGGCGGAAAGAAGCCUCAACAGCAGCCCACUCCUGACGCCACUCCUGCCCCUGAUAGCGAUGGCGAAGGGAACGCUGAGCAAGAGGACGCAGAAUCAAAGAAGCAAACCAACGGCGGCGACGCCGACGACUCGGACGAACCCCAACAAGAAAAGUCAAAGUCGCAAUCGAGGCGCCGCCAGUCUCGAGGCCGCGGACGACGAGGCGUGGAAUCUGGCGCCGAGUCUGAUGCCCGAUCAGAUGUCUCGCAAUCCGGAGGCCGUCGUAACCGCCAGCGCCAGAAGAAGGGCGGAAAGGGAGGCGGCCCACUGGACGACAUUACCGAGAACGUGCCUGGAGGCGAGCUUGUUGGCGGAGCUGGCGACAUGGUCCAAAACACUGCUGGAAAGGCCGUUGGCUCCGUCGGCGAUACAGCUGGCAAGGCUCUCGGUGGCCUGACUGGCGGCGGCAAAGAAGAUGACGGCGGCAAAGACGGCGGUGAGCAGCUUAGGUUGCGCCUGGAACUCAAUCUCGACAUUGAGAUUCAGCUCAAGGCCAAGAUUCACGGUGAUCUUACCCUUGGAUUGCUUAACUAA
This is a messenger RNA of Bipolaris zeicola 26-R-13, 708 nucleotides long. RefSeq lists its product as uncharacterized. The record is from RefSeq and is a predicted model, not a curated record. NCBI's taxonomy places the organism in Eukaryota, Fungi, Ascomycota, Dothideomycetes, Pleosporales, Pleosporaceae. The coding region runs from base 1 to 708 and encodes 235 amino acids. The transcript has 2 exons.